UACAGACGCAGUGCAAUCGGGAUAAACUGAAUAUCAUUAUUUAUCUAGAUAACAACACCGAUUACAAUACACUAUUGGACAUAAAGAAAUAUACAUAAUUAAGACCAUGAAACGGAUUGUUCUUUGCGUAUGCGUUGGAGUAAUACUAUUUCAGCUGGUAUUUAUGUGCACGCUUCAUUACUUUUAUAGCGGCGCAAUAACAAGAAUUGUACCCGCAACGUUGCGAAAUAGUACGACAUCACCCAGAGAGUGUUGGCCAACUACAACGUUUUGUGGAGAUAUACUUAGCGAACCAUCUUGGAUUGCUAUAGAUCAUCGGAAUUCUAAAUUUGUAUUCUCGGCGUUCUACGACCCAGUGUCCAACAUAAUAAUCAUCGUGGGUCUGAACUCAAGAUUUAACGGAGGUGUAUGUCAGAUAUGGUAUACGUCAGAUAACAUGACAUUUCUUGCAAAAGAAGAAAGUGGCAUUGAAUUGUACAGGACACUACCCGAAACGCAUGGGCGGAGAUACUCUGCUGUCUUAUAUCGAUGCACGUCGAAAUCGAAAAAGAAGCCUGCUUUUAUAUCUUUCGUUGAAACAGACCGUUUCAUUUCCAAAGGUCUUCUUGUUAAAUCCAUAGAAAUACCAAAACGAUACAAACAUCGCUUUACCGUUUGUCUAAUGCCUCUACACAACAAUUUUAAUGACUCGUAUGCUCUUGUGCAGUGGAUUGAACUUAACCUUAUUCUUGGCGCAGACAAAUUUCGUGUAUAUAAUCAUUCUUCGUCUCAAAGUAUUAAGACUAUUUUAGAUAUGUACUCUGGCAGAAACAUAACUGAGGUUGUUCAGUGGUCUAUUCCAGUGACGGACGUGCAUUAUUUUGGACAGGUUGCGGCACUGCAAGACUGCCUGUAUCAAAACAAAGCGGACUCAGAAUUUAUCGUAAAUUUGGAUUUGGAUGAAUAUAUUGUCCCAAGGGUUGAACAUAUCGACACAUGGUCAGACCUCAUUGCAAACUCGCCGGCUGAGGCUUUUCUAUUCCGCAAUACAUUUUUUGUGGCAAAUUCAAGGGAACACAAUUAUUCAGAGAAGGCAAUAGCACAACAAUUGCGACUUUCAACACUUCUGAUGACAAGGCAUGAACCUAAAAUCUGGUCUCAUACACUAAGAUCAAAAUACAUCGCACGGACUUCGAAGGCGAGAUCUCUGAUGAUCCACGACGUGCCAUGGGACGCCAUUGGAGUACAAGCAGAGCGCGUGCAGUCCGAUCGAGCAAUGGUAUUCCACUUCCAACAUGCGGCUAGUGAGCCAAACAAUGGGACGACGUAUAUUAUAGAUGAAACUGUCCGAAAGAAAUAUGGGGAAAUGUUAAUAAGAAAUGUUCAGCGUGCUUGGAAUAGAAUACUACGCGGGUGAUCGGAGGUUUUAACUGUUCGAUGCAUUUAUUAUCACGUUCGGUAUGUACACACAAACUCAUUGCGUGUGUUAAUCUUAAGUGAACAUUAAUAGUUGGAUGCGAACGGUUUUUGGAUAAAAUCUAUAAGUAUACUGGUUAAACUUUGAAGUUCAUUUCUCGAGCGAUGAAGUGUACUAAAUAUGUUAAAAAAUAGUACAUGAUUAAAUAUGGCAUCUCCGUCGACUUCAUCAACCGGAAAUGUAAAAUCAUUGAAGACCUCGGCAUUGGAAAUUUCUGAUCAUUUUAGACCUGGGUAGUGUGUGAUCAUUUUAGAACUUGUAAUGUGCCAAACCUAUUUAUUAUAACAAGCUCGAUUAAAUCAAACGCUUUUUA
Messenger RNA from Dreissena polymorpha, 1769 nucleotides. RefSeq lists its product as uncharacterized. The record is from RefSeq and is a predicted model, not a curated record. Lineage: Eukaryota; Metazoa; Mollusca; Bivalvia; Myida; Dreissenidae. The transcript is spliced from 2 exons. The coding region runs from base 107 to 1396 and encodes 429 amino acids.